Nymphalis io (European peacock) is the source of this 579-nucleotide messenger RNA. RefSeq names its product ejaculatory bulb-specific protein 3-like. The record is from RefSeq and is a predicted model, not a curated record. The transcript has 3 exons. Bases 123 to 503 code for a protein of 126 amino acids. Lineage: Eukaryota; Metazoa; Arthropoda; Insecta; Lepidoptera; Nymphalidae.
UACCUUUUUAGUUUUUGUGCGUUCCAUAUAUGUAUAAUAGUAUAUAAAGGCGUGAACACGGAGACUGCUAAUCAGUAACGAACUCUAAAUCGGCGAUCACACAUCUUACCCAGAAUAUUACAAUGAAGGUCAUACUCUGCUUGUUCGCCUUAAUGGCCAUUACCCUAGCUCGUCCUGAAGAAAAAUACACUGAUCGUUAUGACAAUAUCGAUCUGGAUGAAAUCCUGAACAAUCCUCGUGUCCUAGAAAAUUACUUCAAAUGUAUUAUGGAUCAAGGAAAGUGUACACCUGAUGGAAAGGAACUUAAAUCACACAUGCAAGAAGCCUUGAAGGAUGAAUGUGCCAAGUGCACUGAGGCUCAGAAGAGGGGCACAGAUAAGGUGAUGGGUCAUCUUAUUAACCAUAAGAAGGAUUACUGGGAUCAACUCACCGCCAAGUACGACCCUGAUCACAAACUAAGGGAGAAAUACGAAACAAAAUUGAAAACUUUGACUAAAGUUUAAAAUAAAGUCUUUUAAAAUGUAAACAUCAUUUAUAAAUCUACACAUUACUGAUGAAUAAAGAAAUUAUUUGAAUUUA